Ustilago hordei is the source of this 1026-nucleotide messenger RNA. RefSeq lists its product as uncharacterized. The record is from RefSeq and is a predicted model, not a curated record. The transcript has 3 exons. Bases 1 to 1026 code for a protein of 341 amino acids. Gene Ontology annotation, molecular function: RNA binding; sequence-specific DNA binding; RNA endonuclease activity. Lineage: Eukaryota; Fungi; Basidiomycota; Ustilaginomycetes; Ustilaginales; Ustilaginaceae. Gene Ontology annotation, cellular component: cytoplasm; nucleus.
AUGAUGGUAGAAAACGCAGGACAGAGUGGAACUUCACCAUCGGCAUCGACCGGGCCGUAUCCUAACAAGCGCAAUCGACCCGACGAUCGCGGAGUUGCGAGGGACGACACAGGCAAUCAAGCGUCGUCAUCAGCCAGCACCUCAGAGAUCACAGAGGCAUUCAGCAGCUUCAGGGAUGAGAUUGACGAUCACAACGACCGUCGCGAACGCCUUAUCAAGGUAUCGCGCGACGUCACAAGUCUCUCCAAAAAGGUCAUCUUUCUUCUUCACCGAUUCGACAUCAAGCACUUCGCAUCCGAGGAGCCGUCGAAUAAGACUCGCAAGCUCUUUUCAGAUGCAGAGGAAAAGCUUGAAGAGAUCAUCGCUAUACUUCGGAAAGCCGCUGUCGCUGAAGCUCUCGGCUCAACAAACACAGCAGAGCAGCACGAGUCAACAUCAACACCGACGCUGAGAGCGCAAAGAUAUGAGCAAAACAUUGGCGGAGGGCUCGAAGAAUUUAUCGAAGCAAUCUCCUUCUACCACUAUCUUCGAACCACCGAGCUCAUCACAUUACAGCAGAUUCAAGAUCGCUUUCGUGCUCUUCCGGUUUCCGAAUCGCAAUUCUAUCCGCAACCAACGCAAAGCAGUCAAGAUGUUCCACAGCCCAUAGCUGAUUCGCAGUCGAUCGCGCUUCACGUUCCUAUACAUCGAUACUUGUUGGGACUCUCAGAUUUGACCGGUGAACUGAUGCGAUUCGCUACCAAUGCUGUCGGUCAAGGCGACACUGGCGCCGUCGUCAAGCAAGUUCUUAGCCUCACACGUCAACUCCGAGAUGCAUUGGAUCCUUUCAUUCCGCUCGUGCGCGAUCUCAAAAAGAAACAGAUUGUCACUAACCAGAGCUUGCGAAAGAUCGAGGACAUCCUCUAUGCCAUCACAGUGCGCUCUGCAGAGUAUGGCUCAGAUCCAACAGCUUUGCAGGAGAUGGUCCGUCGUACCCUCGCUUCUGCUUCAAGUGCUCCAAAUCAAGGUCAUGACGAUGAUGACUAG